AUGGGCGGCCCCGGUGCCGCGGGAGAGUCCAAGCCCCUGAGGCGGCCGGACGUCCGGGCGUCUGUUGGUGGCCCCUCCGUGGGGACGGAGGCGGCCGCGUCCUCUGGGGUGGUGGCCGAGGGGGAGAGGGGGGUCGCGGGGGGAGGUGAGCGUCCAGGGGAGGCGCGGAAGUCCCAGCCCACCUGCGAGGCCAAAAGGCUUGGCCCGGAGGAGGCGACAGGGCAAGGCUUGGGCUGGACGGGGCGGCUGGCCUGGUGCGGGCGCCCUGGCCACGGGGCCAGGGAGAAGCCAUGGAGCUUGGGCCAAAAGGGGGUGCGUGCCGAAGCGCUGCCGAGGCCCCUGCCUGGCCACCGAGAGCCACCCGCCCGCCCUGCCAAUCCACCUGCCCCGCCGGCAGCGCCCUCAAAACGCCGUGCGCCUCCUCCCCUUCCACCGCCGCUCAACCUGGGGACCCGCUCCGGCCUCAGCACCUCAGCACGCCGGCCUCCCGCGCUCCGGGCUCCCGGCUGCCACCGGGCCUGGCCACCGGGGUCCUGGAGACGUGCAAAAGGUUGGCCAGCUGCGUUGGCCGGGAAUCAAACCCGGGUCAACUGCUUGGAAGGCAGCUAUGCUCACCACUAUACCACCAACGCUGCACAGCCCGGGCCGCCCCCAGACGCACGCCCAGGGUUCGGCCCCGGCGUCUGCACCCGCUCUGGUCACCGCCUCUGGUCACCGCCUCGGCGGCCCAGCGCGCCUCGGCCCUGCCCCGACGACCCGCCCAUCCACAGCGCCGCGCUGCCGCACGGGCCAGCAGCGGCCGCCCGCCGUCCCACCCGCGCCAGCCCCACGCGGCUGGGCGGCUCCGUGGGCCCGCCCGCCUGCCAACCGCCUCUGGGGGGCGCUGGCGCCGCCCGGCCGCUCCUGGUACCACCCCCCACCCCCCACCCCCCUUUUGCCGGCCGGGAAACCCCGUCCCCCGAGAUCCGCGUCCUUCCGACCACGUGCUCGCCCCCGGCGUUCUCCACAGGCCGGACCGGGCAGCGUCGAAUCACCGGGGAGCCCGGGGCGGCCGGCCACUCGUCAGGCGCCCUGGGCACGACGGAAGGCCCUGGCUGGACUGUGGCGAGCCCGCAGGCGCGCGGCCCCGACGCCGAGGAACGCAAAAGGGUGGCGGUGGUGGACGGGGAGCAGGCGGGCGGCCGUCGUGGCCCUGGCGGCCUCUGGCCGCACGCUGGAGGAAGGAGGACAAGCGGGGAUACUCACCACUAUACUAACGAGGACGGCGGCGGCCAUCCGGCCGCCCGACCCCUCUGCGCCUGCCUGCCCACGCCUACCCCUGCCCUCGACGCCCCGCCUUCCAUCGGCGCCCGCCGCCUGCCGCACCGGACCCGACCCCAAACCAACGUCGUCCGCCAUCCCAGCAGCCCCACUGCCCGACUCGGGGCGGACCCCGCACCCGGACGCCCGCCCAAUACUCCCCGGGCGCCGCGGCCUCUGGCCUGCCAGGCGGGGAUCGCGCGGGGAGAAGCCGCCCCACAGGACAAGCGAGGCUGCGACCAGGAGGACGGGCGCCCACGAAGGGCAGAGGCCGAGGAGGGCGAGGGGGAGGAGCGGGGGGUGGGGUGGGGCGGGGAGCUGCCAGAGAGGCGGGCCCGACGCCGCCCUCUGGGUGCGCGGUCGGGGCUGUGCGAGGGCGGAGGCGCCAGGCGAGUCGGCGGGCUGUGCUCCCGCUCGGCGGCGGCGCGCGUCCCCUCGCUGGCGCACACACGCCGCCGCCAGCCUGCGGCAGCCUUGGCGCCGGGUCCCAGCCAGGCGAGCGGCGACGCGCUCAGCCCCGUCGUCAGGAUGGCCGAGCGGUCUAAGGCGCUGCGUUCAGGCUCGUGCCCGCAUGAACAGUGCCUCGCUCUCAGAGCCGUGCGCCUCCGCCACCGGGAGCAGCCGGUGGCCCGCGCCGCCCACGAGCCUUUUCCACCUGGACGCCUUCCCCUGGCCACACCUGCCUGCCUCCGGCCGCGGACCCAGGUGGCCCAGCCACCUGCUGGCGGGCCCACCACGCGGCCCUGCCGUCAGUGGGCCUGGCCCAGGAGUCCAACCCGGCAUUAUUGCUCCUCCCCCGAGCGCUGGGCGGAAGGAAGCCCUGCAUCCCCAGGCCUCCCACCUGGGCGCCCCAAGCCCGGCCCGCCCGGCCAGAACCCGAGGACCCCAGCGCGCUCCCUCAACGCGCUCCCUGUCCGCCAGCUAGCCAGCAGCGCCUCCGCCAGCGCUCCUGCCUCUCCACCACCGGCCCGAGUUGGACCCCCAGGGAGAGCUCCCGGCCAGAGCUCAGACACCUCGCUUCGCUCUCCUGGCCUCAGCGGUACUCGGCGGCGCCCGCGGCGCUCGGGGGCCUCCAUGUCCUAUGCACGACACGCGUGCGGCGCGCACGAGCCCCCGCAGACACCCACCCCACCACCCACACACCCCCACCCACACUCCCGCCACUCCACGGCACCCCACGUGCGCACACACGGCCGCGGCUCCGUUCCCCAGCCCCGCGGGAUCGCGCCCACACGGCCCGGGCGGGAAAGCCAUCCGCCAAUGGGCCUUUGGGGUGGGCGGAGAGUAGCUGCCCAAGGGAACGGCGGCGCUCAGCGGCACCUGCCCCAGACGAUCGCCCGCGGUGGGUGGUGUUGGGGCUCUGGCCCGGCUUCCUCCGGCUCCUGGCUUCCGCGGGCGACCCCGGCAGGGCAGCGUCUGGCGGCGGCCCUGGACCAGGGAGAAAACGCAGGAGGAGCCUAG
Neogale vison (American mink) is the source of this 2760-nucleotide messenger RNA. RefSeq names its product collagen alpha-1(I) chain-like. NCBI's taxonomy places the organism in Eukaryota, Metazoa, Chordata, Mammalia, Carnivora, Mustelidae. Bases 1 to 2760 code for a protein of 919 amino acids. The transcript has 6 exons. The record is from RefSeq and is a predicted model, not a curated record.